UUGCAGCAAAUGGUGAAUUUGAAUGGAUGAUAUACUAAUUCACAUUUCUUAAUUUUCAUUAAAUUAGGUUAACCGAUCAUGCUGGGGUAUUUGAUUAGACAUUUUGAUUCUAAUCAAAAGUUGGUUGAUGAAGCUGCAAGGUGUUGUCAUGUGACUAGUAUAAAGCAUCAUACGUCCACAUCUGGACACAACUUGAUCUCCAUCCCACACAAAAUGGCCAGUCUCCGUGUCUAUCUGUGUGUCGGCGUCCUGGUCUGUAUGUUCAUGAUGGCCACGGCUGGGAAGCGUUUCGAGAAGCAACGACUUCCGCGUCACGCCACUUUUGAAGAUCGACUUAAUUUGCUGAAGGAAAAGCGAGAUGAUGGGCUGAUCUCAGAAGCAACCUACCAAAAGUUGAUCAUAAAUCUGACAAACGCGCAGGAGCGAAGAAUGAUGGGCAAGCCGUAGAUCUUCUACUCGUCAGUGCAUGAUGCACCAGAAAUAAAAGAACAAAUAAU
Messenger RNA from Haliotis rubra (blacklip abalone), 497 nucleotides. RefSeq lists its product as uncharacterized. The transcript is spliced from 5 exons. The record is from RefSeq and is a predicted model, not a curated record. NCBI's taxonomy places the organism in Eukaryota, Metazoa, Mollusca, Gastropoda, Lepetellida, Haliotidae. The coding region runs from base 79 to 447 and encodes 122 amino acids.